Messenger RNA from Clunio marinus, 1595 nucleotides. NCBI's taxonomy places the organism in Eukaryota, Metazoa, Arthropoda, Insecta, Diptera, Chironomidae. The record is from the annotation of a GenBank genome assembly.
AAUUGCGCGAUAAAUAAAUCAGAAAACAUUUGAAGUGCUUGUUAAUUGUUCUCUUUUAAAGUAUUUGAAUUAAGUGAUAAGGAAUCUUGUAAAACAAAAUGCCACGACGUAAAGGUUUUCCUCAAAUCUCAUCUAUGCCAGCCAUUCGCAUGCAGUCACCAGAAAGUUCAAGAAAUGUUCCAUCUCGAUCUCAAGAAGUUAGUAAUUUAAAAGAGUUGCCACUUUCGACAAGUGAUUUGUCACAAAACUCUACAACUGACUUUACAAUGAAUGCUGCACAUUGGUUGCCUAUUUCAAUUUCAAGUGGAUCAGAAGAUGAAACAGAUAAAUCUCAUAAAACUGAAACAGAUAUAAAAGAUUUCCAUCAACUGCCAGUCGUGCUUCAGAAAGAACCAAGCAUGUUAAAUUUAAGAAGUCGUCAUGAUCCCAAAUAUCAAGGUGUAAGAGCGAAGAAAACUGCGAGAAUUGUAAAUAAAGUUGGCGUGAGGAACAUCGACACAAUAAACAUUCCAGAGAGAUCAGCAAGAUUCUUUCGAGAUAUUGUCCACACUUUGAUCGAUGCUCAAUGGCGUUGGGUUUUGACAGUAUUCAUUUUUUCUUAUUUUGGUUCUUGGUUAUUUUUUGCUACACUCUUUUACAUUAUCGGAUGGGCUCAUGGCGAUUUAAUUUUUGAUCCAGAAACUGGUCAAAGAUUAGGAGAAGGAAAAGAAGAAUGUGUCAGAGGUGCAACUAACUUUGCAGGAUUUUUUCUUUUGAGUGUCGAGUCUCAAGUUUCGACGGGUUAUGGAGAGAAGUAUCCAACUGAAGAAUGUCCCGAAGCAAUUUUCCUGCUUAUUGUGCAACUAACAGUUGGACUAGUAAUUGACGCUGCAAUGGUUGGCAUUGUGUAUGUUAAGAUGAUUCGUCCACCAAAAUAUGCCGAGUUCAAGUUUAGCAGAAAAGCUGUGAUUUGUCAGCGUGAUGGAAAACUUUGCCUGAUUUUUCGCGCUGCAGAUUUUAAGCAAGAUCACAGUAUCGAUAGUAAAAUUCGCGCUUAUCUUUUUGAGGAUAAGAUAACAGCAGAAGGCGAAAGAACGGGAAAGAAUCAACAAAGACUAAAAUUAGAAAAUAAUGGCAGAGUUUUCCUAAUUUGGCCUCAAACUGUUUGUCAUUAUAUUGAUGAAACUUCUCCGUUUUAUGACAUGAGUGCUCGAGAUUUAAUUCAAAAGCAUUUUGAAAUUGUUGUGUCAUUAACGGGAAUAUCGCGAUACACUGGACAGACAACACAAGCAAGAACAAGCUACCUCUCCAAAGAAGUCCUCUGGGGUCACAGAUUUUCUAACAUUAUCACUUAUGAUCGUGAACAUGGACACUACGUGACUGAUGUUGAUUCACUCGACACUCUUGAACGAAUCGACACAGCUCUUUGUUCUGCUCAACGAUUAGAAGAAAUUGUGAAUGAAGCUCUAGAAGCUCUGGAAAAGAAAUCAGUUUUUCAUUGGGCUCAUAAUUUCAUUAACGACAUCGAAGAGUUCGAUGAAGACGACGACGAAGGACUUCAAAUGAUGCCAAUAUCAUCUAAAACUGUUGUCUCGCCUUCGCCACAUCCCUCGAUG